Messenger RNA from Cyphellophora attinorum, 1032 nucleotides. RefSeq lists its product as uncharacterized. Lineage: Eukaryota; Fungi; Ascomycota; Eurotiomycetes; Chaetothyriales; Cyphellophoraceae. The coding region runs from base 1 to 1032 and encodes 343 amino acids. The transcript has a single exon. The record is from RefSeq and is a predicted model, not a curated record.
AUGUCCGUCGACGAAUUACGGCAACACCUUGAAUGUGUAGAGCAGGGCACACUGAUCCAAGCGAUUAAUCUGAUGUGCUCGGCGGACUAUGACUUGUACCACAACUUGCACACGUCCGUCUACGCUGGGAACAUAUUGUCUGUGACGCUCAAGCCACCGAGCACGUCAACCGCCAAUCUGAAGACGGACCCGAAGAAGCGCAAGUCAGACUACGAUGCAACCCCAGCUCCAGUAACAUCCAAGCGCUUCAAAGGACAAGUCCCUCGGCGCCCAAAAGCGCCUUACGCCCUCUACAUGCAAAGUGCUCGUUGUCAUAUUGCCAGAUCCCUCGGUGUCGCGGCCACGUCUCCGGAGGUCGCCGCUGAGGGCACCCGCAUAUGGCAAACAAUGCCACAGGCUGAGAAGGUUGUGAGUCCAUCUUCCUCUUCCUUUAUUACGGCCUCAAGUAAUCGUCCACAGGUCUGGGAAGGGCAAUAUCAGAAGAGGUUGGCGGAAUACCGUGUCAAAAUGGCUGCCUACGAAGCUGACCACGAGGCUCCCGUCGUUGAAGUUGAUGCUACCAUCCAUUUGGAGAAUUGCAGCUGUUGCGGUGCCGUCUUCAAUAUUAAUGACCAAAAGGCUGCCGGCUGCGAAUAUCAUCCGGGUGAUCUCUACUUCGAAGAUGAAUUGGUUCGCGAUCUACGUAUCGACGCUGCGAAAAUAUUUGAAAUGAUGAGGAGCGGUCCAGAGCACUUCGACUGGUCGUGUUGUUACAUGUCUGGCGAAUACAAAGGCUGCACUAAAGCCGUCCGCCAUUCGAUCGGCGUUCUGAGUAGGCAAGUUAAGCUGGUUCGAGGCGGUUUGAAGCCACUCAAGACGAACCCGCGUGCCAAGCAUUGCGGAUAUGGACAGCAUAGGGGCCCGGUCAAGGACUCAGCACUGUCUGAUGUGACAGACGACGCCGAGUCUAGCGCAGUCACAUAUGCAUCGGACAGCGAGGACGACCGCCCGGGCUGGUGGCGCAAGCAGAGGGUAAUGGACUCUCCGUCAUGA